Messenger RNA from Theobroma cacao (cacao), 2059 nucleotides. RefSeq lists its product as uncharacterized. Lineage: Eukaryota; Viridiplantae; Streptophyta; Magnoliopsida; Malvales; Malvaceae. The record is from RefSeq and is a predicted model, not a curated record.
AUAUUUGUUCAUGUGUUGAAAUGGGUUAAAAAGAAAGAAAAGUUUAAUACUGUCAAGUAUUCGCUGGUUAAUUUACCCGCGAACCCGAAAACCCUAAACCCAAUUAAACGUUAAACCCUAGGGAUUUCGAUUCUUCGAAAACCCCUAAACCUGAUGAAGACGGUAACGGGCAAAAUCCUCUCUUCAACUCCGAUUUCCGUCUCCAAAGCAACCAAAAUCAUCUCCAACUUCGCCGCUACAGACAACGGAGCGUCGCAAGCGGUGAGCGCAUACCUUCGACGCGCCUCGGCUUCAUUCAACGAGCUCAAACAGUUGCACAGGGAGCUGCGAAAACAGUCGAAAUCGGGUUGCAAGCACAAGAAGUCCAAGUCUGAGACCACAGUGGAAAGUGCCGGCGAGUCGAGUCUAGAACCGAGUGUAUUCAACUUGACUCGUGGUGCUGUGGAGCUGAGUCAACAGGCGAGUCAUGGGUGUGUGGAUAGUGAGGGAAAGAAGCAUAAGAACAAGAAGAAGAGAGAGAAGGGUGAGGUUGGUAAUGUCGGGGAUGGUGAAGGCAGAAGUCUAAUUUACGAUGGAGAGAGCAAGAGGAAGAAGGAGAAGAAUGAGAUUGGUAACUAUGAGGAAGAUGAGGAAAAGAUGGUAAUUGAGGAACCAAGUGAGAAAAAGAAGCACAAGAAGGAGAAAAGUGGCCGAAAAAUUGAAAAUUUUCAGGCAAAUGGGGUGAAAAUUGAGAAGGGUGAAAUGAGACAUGAAGCAGAAGGGCAAUGGGAGAACAAGAAGAAGCGUAAGAGUAGAGAGAUUGAGGAGGGAAUUGAAAAUGAUUCCUUUUCAGAGCCAAGGAAGAAGAAGAAGAAGAAGAUUAAAAAUGAAGUGGAUAAUUGAUUGAUUUGAGGCAAUGUCUCUGCGGCCAUUAUGUUUGUUGCAGGAAUUAGCUCUUGCUUGGAGUAUUUGGAAGCUGUCCCAUGGUCUGAGGAGGAAGAGGAGAAAGUCAUAUCUCAUCUCAGCCAACUUGAGCUUCAUAGCUCAAUGACUGAGGUUCUUCAGAGAGUAUCAUCUGAACCAUCUACUUCUGCAAGAGCUGAUGACAUCUUCUUGCAGCUACUUAGUGGUGUUCUUCAAGCCAAGGAUGAUAAAGCACGUCGAGAAAUGAAAACUCUUAUUUCACGGUUACUUAGAGAAGAUUCAUUUGAUGAUGACCAUCGGCUUGAUGUCUCCAAAGAGACCCUUUGUCAUCUCUGUCACAGAUGUCCUAGUUCUCUAGUCCUCUGCUUAUCUGAAGCUACAGGCAUGGACAAUAGCUGGCGAGAUCAAGGGGUUUUAAUGGCUGAAAUAGCUCGAGAAGCUGACAAUUUGCAGUGGAUUGUUGAUAUUCUAAUUGACAAAAGAAUGGCGAAUGACUUUUGUGAAAUUAUGGGCAGACCAGAGGGAACUAGUAGCCCUUCAUUCAAAGAUUCCCAUUAUGUACCGGCAUGAAAUCAGCGGAAUCACUGCUCAACUAUGUACCGCAAUUGGUAGAGGAACAUCUUGGUGCCGAAAGAUAGCCGGUUCCCUUUGCUGUCGACAUGGUUGGAAGCUCUUUAUGAAGACUUUGGAUGGAUGAGAAGGGCUUCCAGAUCUGUAGAUAAGAAACUAGUGGAGGAUGGACUCAGCAAGACAAUUCUUACCCCUUCUUUGAGGCAACAGCAGGUUAUCUUGCUCAGUUGGUUUGAUCGAUUUCUCAGAAAAGGGGAUGACUGUCCCAAUAUCCAGACAGCAUUUGAAGUUUGGUGGAGAAGAGCUUUCAUCGGACAGUACACUGAUGUGCAAGAUAGUUCCCAGUUGCAAAUAACUGUUGGCAGUUAAUCGACGUGAAAGCUAUGCCAAUAAAAGUUAAAGCCAAGUAUGUAUAUACAAAGUGACAUUCUUUUGUAAUUUGUCAGCUUGUCUCCAUGCUUUUGAUGUCCUUCAGUCCAUAUGAAAAUUUUUGUUCUUUUUCUGAAGCUUCUAUCUUCUAUAGCUGGGGCCAGAGGUCAUGUAUGGUAAGAACAUUGGUGUAUGGAAAUGAAAACGGUUUGACUCA